This is a messenger RNA of Protopterus annectens (West African lungfish), 4690 nucleotides long. RefSeq names its product solute carrier family 16 member 8 (gene SLC16A8). The record is from RefSeq and is a predicted model, not a curated record. Gene Ontology annotation, biological process: transmembrane transport; monocarboxylic acid transport. NCBI's taxonomy places the organism in Eukaryota, Metazoa, Chordata, Ceratodontiformes, Protopteridae. The transcript has 5 exons. Bases 444 to 1979 code for a protein of 511 amino acids. Gene Ontology annotation, molecular function: monocarboxylic acid transmembrane transporter activity. Gene Ontology annotation, cellular component: membrane.
CAACUUUUCAGUUAAAGUGCUCUCCCUUGGGAGAGAGGUCAGUAUUUAGAAAAGAGCUGGGAGUGGGCACAUUACAUUUUCAGUGAUUUGGGUGUUUUAUUUAGGAAAGGGCUUUCUUCCUCACUGUCGCUAUUACAUGUUUAUGGAAGCUACCAGAAAUGGCUCAGUUCUCUGCGUUUUCACUGACUGAAUGAGCCCUUCAUAUUGCAGAACUUAAUUCUGCAUAUGCUAACAAGAAACACAAGAAAGUACUUUCUUUUGCACUUCUAAUUUUUCAUAAAGAGAGUGGAAGAUAUGAUAUGAUUUCCAUCAUGAUCCCACUGACUGAAUACUGUUAUUCGUUUACUGUCUGAAUGGACACAUACUGGACCUGCACAUUGUUCCAGGUUUGGAGACCAUAUGCACCUUAAAAUCAGGAUCUCUAACUCAUCUCUACUUUGAAGAUGGAAGACAGUAUAGUGAAGGCUCCAGAUGGAGGAUGGGGUUGGAUGGUUUUACUUGGUUGUUUUGUUAUCCAAGGAUUCUCAUAUGCUUUUCCCAAAGCAGUGAGUGUAUAUUUCAAAGAGCUAAUGUAUGAUUUCCAUGUGGGCUACAGUGACACUGCUUGGAUUUCUUCUAUCAUGUUAGCCAUGCUCUACGGAACAGGUCCUGUAUCCAGUAUACUUGUGAAUCGGUUUGGUUGUCGGCCUGUGAUGUUAGUUGGUGGGCUGCUGGCUGCAUCUGGAAUGAUUACAGCAUCUUUUUCCAGAAACAUCAUUGAACUCUUCCUGACAGCUGGAGUGGUCACAGGCCUAGGUCUGUCCUUGAACUUCCAGCCUUCUCUGAUAAUGAUUGGAAGAUACUUUGAUAAGAGAAGGCCUCUAGCAAAUGGCCUGGCUGCAGCUGGCAGCCCUGUUUUCCUCUCAGUUCUCUCACCUGUGGGACAGAUUCUGCUAGAGACAUUUGGCUGGAGGGGAGGGUUCCUAAUCAUGGGUGGUUUAUUACUUAACUGUUGCACCUGUGCAGCUAUGAUGAGACCUCUUCUAAACAAGAAACAAGAAGAAAGCAAAGACAAACAUGAAGUCGAAAGGAUGCUGCCGGCUACUACUGCUAACAAGGACUUCACCAAAUACAAGGGAAACCUAAAGGCAUCAAAGUUCAAAUGCAAGCUUCUUGAUUUCAGUGUUUUAAAAAACAAAGGGUUUGUUAUUUACACUAUUGCCAAAUUCUUUCUUAUCUUGGGAGUCUUCAUACCACCCAUUCUGCUGGUGAACUAUGCCAAGGAUAUAGAAGUUCCUGACACUGAAGCUGCAUUCCUGCUCUCCAUCAUUGGUUUUAUAGACAUUUUUGCUAGACCAUCCUGUGGCAUCAUUGCAGGCUUCAGAUGGAUUAGACCAUAUACCAUAUAUUUUCUCAGUCUUGCUGUGUUAUUUAAUGGUCUGACAGAUAUCUGUGGUGCCAGAGCCUCUGACUAUAACACGCUUGUGGUGUUCUGUGUUUUCUUUGGUGUAUCUUAUGGAAUGAUUGGGGCCCUGCAGUUUGAAGUACUGAUGGCUAUUGUUGGAUCACAUAAGUUCUCCAGUGCAAUUGGAUUGGUGCUUCUCAUCGAAGCAGUGGCUGUUCUGCUUGGACCUCCAUCUGCAGGAAGACUGGUAGAUGCUUUCAAGAAUUAUCAACUCAUUUUCUACAUGGCUGGCUCUGAGGUACUUUUUUCUGCCCUGUUCUUGGCUAUCACCACUUAUUGCUGCUUAAAACAACAAAAGCCAAAGAUGGGGAGCCAGAAGGACAGAGCUGAAGCAGGAGAUCUUCAGGAACUGGAAGAAAUCACUACUAACCAGUUACAAAUGCCCAGCAGGCGUCUUCUACCUAAUAACAUGGCAGGAACACCCAUUUUAGAUACAAACACUGUACAAGAUUACGAUGAAAAGGGAACAGAACACCUGAAUUCUGAGCAUUCUGAUGGCAGUCCAGUGCAAGUUGAAAACAGGGACUGUUUCUAGCUUUCUAGCAUGCACAGUAACCUGAGAAAUGGGCUUUUUUUCUGAGCAGGUUUUGUUUGAGAUAAUUACACUGUAAGCUAAAAUCAGAGAUGAUUUUCUUCAUAUUAACUGUUAGGCAAACAACUUACAUGACUUAAAUGAUAUGGCAACAUACUGUCUACAUUGUAUAUCAACUUAUUAAAUAUUAGAAUUCAGUAGAUGAUGUAUUUCUAACUGUUCUAAAACAGUUCCUGGACUAGACACAGAGUCAUCUAAAAAACAUUUGAAAAAUAUUAGAUGUUUGGCUCAGGGUUGACACUCAUACACCAAAUGUUAAACACAAUUUUGUCUCCCUUUUUCUUACUGUUGUCGAAGUACUGAAUGAUUAUGUAUACAACGUUUUUAAAAGAGUGUUACAAAACUAAACUUCUUUCCUCUGAAUCAGACAUUAGUGCAAUGCUGCAAACAUCUUCUCUUGUUCCAUUCUGAUAUAAAUAUGCACACCAUUACUGGGGUAUAUGGAAAGCAAUCCUAUACAGAGUAAGGUGGGAUAAAUUGCUCUACUAUGGGAACCAAUUGAUGCACUGUUUCAUAAGCAUUAAAGGAAUCUAUUAUUAUUAUCUCAAACAUAUAAUUAUUGCAGAUUUUGUUCACACACUGUAAUAACAUUGUCUGAAUUCUAUGAAGCAAAACUCUUUAGUUUAACAAAAUGAAUGUCUUUCCAUAAAAUAUGUUGACAUUAAAACAUUUUAUUCACUUGAUAAAAGCUAUUGUUACAUGUCAUAUGCAGUAUAACAAAUAUUUGAUCUCUUAGGAUAUGCACUGUCUGUAUACUGGCAGAAACCAGAUAGUUGGGGACACUGAUAAAUCAUGAAACCUAACAUGCCUAAAGUGAGUUUAUGCCUUGAUCACAAUACAGUAUAACAUUUGUUCAGUUCUAUGACAUGCCAUCUAAUUUGGCAUGCAUUAUAAAUGUAUUAUAUAUGCAAGUCAUUAUGGCUGUUGGACAUUUUAUUUAUUAAUGAUAUUCUGAGUUAUUUGUUCAAAUUUUAGGAUGCAUUUCUAUAUCUUCAUUUAUUUUAUUUGUUUAUGUUUUAUUUUUGCUUUAUAUCAGGAGCAAAACAGUCAAAUGUGCCUUUUAGUUAUUUAAACUAUCAUACAAUGGGUCGGAUUCAUUGACAGCUAUACUAAGGGCAGCUGUCUUGUACGCAGCACAUCAAAUGAUUCUACACAUAGUGCACUGAUGCCAAACAAAGGAAAAUGGCAGAAUAUGCUAGCAAAAGUAUAAGUAGCUAAAUUACAUGCUAAUUAACAAAUCCAACAUGGCAGAGCUAUUCGUGAAGCUAGAAAGCAAUUGAAUACCCUCAGUGUAGCCAUUUGCCAUGAAAUCCAAAACUCUUUGGAGUACAGCCACAAUUACACUUAGAAAAAAAAUGAUAGCAGUUGCUGCUGCUGCUGCUAUUAGAAAUUUGUGUGUGCAACACACUUUAAUUAAAGUUUCUGCUGCUGCUGUUGCCAGACCUCUGGCAAGAAAAGCAAGGAUUUUUAAUACCCCAUUUGAUUUAGUAUGGACUGUAUGACACAGAAAAAUGUACAACAAAACUGUGUAGACAGGGAAACAGUACUGUAAAUAUGCAACCUCUUCUGCCUUCAUCUGAGGCCCAAUAUAAGUGUGGAACCAGUUUGAAAAAUGUUAACAGUUACUGUUGAGUGGCUUCUUGACAAUCUGUUACACAGAUUCCCUUCGGGCCAUUUGAUCGUUUUAGUAACUUGAUGACAAGUUGCUAUGGAUAUCUGUUUUGGUACUGAAUGGCUGAAUAGAGGUAUCACAAAUGUCUAUUGGUUGUAAGACAUUCGUUAUUAGUCUAUGCAGUUAUUAGUUGUAAGUGUUGUAUAUGAUUAUGAUAGUGUGUGGAAAUGUCACUAAACAGAUACUUAAAAGGUGCCAUGAUGCUAACAGUUAUUGUCAAGUGGUUUCUUGACAGUUUGUUACAUAGAUUACUUUUGGGCCAUUUUUAUUGACCCUGUAACAUGUUAAUAAGUCAUCUUUGGAUAUCCGAGGCAGCUAUAGGCUGAUUAAAGUCUAGAUAGUGUUUUGGCCUUGAUAAAUCCCUUUGCUUUUAUUUGUUAAUCCCUGUUUAAAGCAAAAUGAUAAGGUGAUCAUUUCAUAAGCACUUUUAGAAGUUUUUGAUACAAAGGUGGUUUAAUAUUUGGAAUGGGACAGUUACUAAUGAAAUAUUCCAUUAAUAAGAUUUAUUUGUUUAAUAAGAAGUGUUCUAAUGUGGUUAGGAUCGAAACAAAAUUUUUCUUUGUUAUUAUGUGAAUUUAGUCAAGAUUUGGCUUGGUGACAAGCAUAUCACAUGUGUCUAAGUGCACACCAGACACUAGCCAAUUCUAUCAUGUUUAACAUAUCCAUCUAGUGUACAUCUAACCAGUCAUGAUAUUGUAAAUUUAGUCGAUUGAUUGGAUGUUAGAUUUUAGAUCCUGAUUCCAAUACGACAAGAUUUUGCAUAACUUUAUGUGACUGGUAGGUUAGGAGACUAUGUUCAGUAAUUAUGCACAGUUAAUUUUAAUUUGAAUUUUAAUUGCUUUUUUUGCAGUUUAUUGGAUGUUUUGUUUAGCUGUUUUAAGCAUAUAAUGCUGUGUUUUCAGUGUGAUUUUAAUGGUCUGAAGAAGCAAUUAAGAAUUGUGAAAGCACUUACCAGACAAUAAAAGCUUAACGUUUUAACCUG